Molecule: messenger RNA, 900 nt
Organism: Paramecium primaurelia
Lineage: Eukaryota; Ciliophora; Oligohymenophorea; Peniculida; Parameciidae
Source: the annotation of a GenBank genome assembly
AAUGGAAGAAAGCAUCUAUAAUAUAAUAAUAGAAGAUCCACUUCCAUCUAAGAGAUAAAAAAAAUAUAAAUCCUAAUUUCCAGGUACAAUAUAACCAUCUUAUAGUACAUUUGCUAAUCAUUCAAAUGUUAUUUAGGUAUAUUUAUGAGUAUAUAUACUUAAGAUUAAAAAUAUAAGUGGUGAUUACUAAUUAUUAUCUUAAAGAUAUGCAUCUGAAAGUGGAACUAUAGGAAAACCAAAAACAUGUUUAUAAUCAAAUUCUAUUAUUUAGAACAUCUUUCACCUAUUAAACCAAGAAUUAUGGGUACAAAUAAUUUAGAAGAAUGGAUAGAAAAGGGAUCUCUUUCAAGAAGUAGAGAAAUACCACAUUCUCAUAGAAAUAAAUUGAAACCUCUAGUUCCUAGAUCUAUUGAAAAACCUACUAUGGGAUUAUAAUCUAAUAGAAAUUUCAUUGCUACAAAUAAGAUUGAUGUUAUUCUAAAAUGUAAUUUAUAACAUUAUUUUUAGCUCCAAAAUAACAAUAAUAAGAAUUGAAUUGGCUAACUAAAAAAGAUUAUGGUUAAAUACCAUUAUAUUUGAGUCAAAUAAAAGAUUAAAUUUAAUAAUCUUAUUUAGAAGAAUAGGAAAAUGUUAAGCGAUAAUUGGAAGAAUAAAAUGAUAAAUUGUAAAUAUUUAAUAUAAAUUAGAUAAUUAUUAUAAGAAGAAGAAUUAUAAUAAAUUAGAGAAGGUUUAAAAUAAAGAUAUGAUGAAGUUAAUAAAUAAUAUUAAUAAUAUACUCAUCUAAAAAAGUUUGAUACUGUUGGAUUAAAAAGAAGAAAGGAAUAAUAUGAAAAAGAAUUGAUUUAAUUAGAAAAAGACAUGGAUAAAUUGAAAAAAUAAUAUGUAUUUAUAAAAAAAUGA